UUAGUACGUAACGCCUUCUGGUUUGCGCAUGUGCCGUUGCCAACAAGUUAUUACCUGUUUUUCUUUUUUCCUUCUUUUUUAAUUGGGUGUGGGAAAGAAUGAAGAAGGUACGUUGGGGUAACACACGAGAAGGACAACGGCAAGGUGCCUUGCUGGGCUAUCUCCGCGGAGAAGAACAGACCAUGGAGACGAACUACAACGUACGGAGGUACGGAUACAUUGUGAAGGACUACGUUGUACGUGUAUUUCGUACAUGCAGGCACGGUUCUCGCUGUUACCUUGGACGUCUGCAGACGUUGGAUAAGGCACCUUACAACGUACUGCACAUGGAUCGACAUUGUCUGGAAAAUGUCUGGUACUUCGCACCUAUGAUUUUCGCUUCGAAACGUCCCCUUUUACUACCUAAUUCAUCGCCUAGGCCAACCUUCGAACCAGAGUCCGAUCGUACAACAUGUACUCGGUACACCCAGGGACGGGACCUCGCAUUUCAUUACCCAGCCAGCUCCCCCCUGGUAAACAUCCCCCUGCAAGACGCCCGGGCUACAUGGGUCGCUUUUCCUGCACGUCAUCUCGAUGGCGUCAAACUGACUGGGGAUUGGGGAUUACACUACACGUACACGUCCAGGGCACCCACAAGGGGGAGCGGCGGCUAUAUACAGCACAAUAAUUACCCUCUGACGGACAAAGACAAAGACACCACCCCUUUGCCAGUCCUUUCUCGUCGCGAACCGGUUCAAGGGGAGACACACAAAUCGAGUCAUUCCUUCAGAUGAUCAGAUUAUCUGAUAGAGGCCUCCCCCCCUUUUCGAUUUUAUUUCUUCUUGCAUCCCGGGACGCGGCAUGCCGUGCGCUGAUCUCACAGUCAGUCCCUUCCAUCUUGAUCGUCUUGAUAUCUCGACUUUAUUGGACCGUUCUGACGGCGGCGGGAGGUCUGGUGUCACGCACACAGCAUAAGCUCGAGGGAUGGUCUUCGUCGUAGUUGGCGAAAAUCCGAACCAAGCCCGUUCUGGUUGU
Molecule: messenger RNA, 1014 nt
Organism: Sodiomyces alkalinus F11
Lineage: Eukaryota; Fungi; Ascomycota; Sordariomycetes; Glomerellales; Plectosphaerellaceae
Exons: 1
Coding region: 99-773 (224 amino acids)
Source: RefSeq, a predicted model, not a curated record